AUGAUUCUGAAACAAGCCACCUACACUAGACAAGUUUGGCUUACCAUCGAACGUCUCUUUCGCGACAAUAAAGAUUCGAGAGCAAUCCAACUUGACACCGAACUUCGAAAUCUCUCCAUGGGUGAUCUUAGUGUCACUGCCUACUUCAAAAAAAUCAAGUCUAUUGCCGACCUACUGGAGAAUCUUGACCCUCAAGCAAAGGUUCCUGAUAAAAAUCUUGUCAUUUAUGCCAUUAAUGGGUUAUCUUCCCGCUUUAAUAAUGUCGCUGGCAUCAUCCGUCAUCGUAUCCCAUUCCCAUCCUUUGAAGAUACCCACUCAAUUUUACUUUCUGAAGAACAACGGAUUCUCCUUCAUCGACCCCUUCAAUCCUCCGCUCAUAGUGAACACUCAUCUUCCCCAUCGCUGUUGCACACUACCACCGACAGCAACCGCCGUCAGGACCGUCGCCAAGACCGCCGGACCUCCCAAAACCGACGAUGCCAGCAAGGUUCUAACUCCAAUGGAACCUCACCUCCACCACAGCAGUAUAGUUGGGUAUACAUCCUGCCGCCAGUUUCUUCUCAAAUCCCUUGGACUCAAUAG
This is a messenger RNA of Lactuca sativa (garden lettuce), 582 nucleotides long. Lineage: Eukaryota; Viridiplantae; Streptophyta; Magnoliopsida; Asterales; Asteraceae. The record is from RefSeq and is a predicted model, not a curated record.